Messenger RNA from Chlamydomonas reinhardtii, 1417 nucleotides. RefSeq lists its product as uncharacterized. Gene Ontology annotation, biological process: regulation of ribonuclease activity. Gene Ontology annotation, cellular component: membrane; nucleoplasm; cytosol. Bases 4 to 1212 code for a protein of 402 amino acids. The record is from RefSeq and is a predicted model, not a curated record. The transcript has 10 exons. Gene Ontology annotation, molecular function: 2'-5'-oligoadenylate synthetase activity; double-stranded RNA binding. NCBI's taxonomy places the organism in Eukaryota, Viridiplantae, Chlorophyta, Chlorophyceae, Chlamydomonadales, Chlamydomonadaceae.
GUCAUGUUGAAAACAUACACACGCGAGGAGCUGGAGAAGAUGUUCUAUGACGAUGAACCAGGCACGAACAAGUCUUAUAUUAAGUACUUCAACGGGAAGAUCCUGCCGCUGGCGAACGCGGGCACCAGCCCCGCCGUCGCGCCUUGCGCAGCUGCCGCCACCAUCCACGAGCUGCUGGGACAAUGCCCCCUGAUCACGUUCGACCGGUUCCAUAACGGAGGCAGCUUGGGCCGCCGCACCCUGGUCCGCAAGGACUUCGAUGUCGACCUGUCCGUGUUCGUGACCGAGUUCACGGGCCGUGUGCUGGAUUACUGGGCGGGGGACUGGAGCGGCGAGGCGGGGGAGCGGCUGCAGGUGGACAUGAUGAAAGACGUGGCGGCCUGGCUGUGCGACCAGAACUUCAAAGCGGUGGAGGUGGAGCACGGCACGCACUACAAGCACUGCAUCAACCCCGCUGUUCAGGUCAAGGUGACGGUACGCACGGGGAUGUUCACUGAGGCGGAUGUGGACGUGGACGUCAAGAUGGCCGCCAACGUGGUGCGGGGCAACGGCAGGGCGCAGCGUGAUGCUCUGAUGAAGCAGCUGUGGGACACGCCGCCGCACCUGCGCCAGGCGGACCCGGCGCGGGAGGCGGCGCUGGCGGAGGCACUGACGGCGGUGGUCAAGGAGAUCCCCGACUGGGACAAGUCCGUUGUGCGCCUUCUCAAGUGUUGGUACAAGCUCAGCGGUCUCAAGGACCGCAUCCCCUUCGUGCCCAGCGUGCUGCUAGAGGUGCUGGCGCUGGCCGCGGCGCAGCGUCUGCAAAAGCUCCCAACCCACAGCAGGCGUUUCCGUGAUGCUGAGGCUUUCCUGGCGGCCCUGGAGUUGCUGGACGCCGCCGUGACCCGCCGGGAGGUGGUGGUGCUGGAGGCGGGGCCGGUGUGGGGCUACACCCGGGCGCAGGCGGAGAGCUGCAGGCACGUGUGGCGGAAUGACCCCGUGGUGGUGCUGCACCCCAUCGACCCCACCUGCAACCUGGCGGCGGGCUGCACGGUGGAGUGGGCGGCGCUGGCGGACGAGGCUCGCACCCUGCACGAGGUGGUGCUGACCCGCAGCAUGUGGGACCUGCUGACGGACAGCUCCCUGGCGCCCGCGCUCAAGGCGCUGGAGAUAGAGAUGAAGCUGCAGCGCGAGCGGGCGCAGCAUGAGCGAGCUGUGGCCAUGCGGAAGUGAGGUGUAGGGCGGGUUGAAGAUCAUGCCGGCGGACGAGUUGGCUAUGUAGUGUCGGCACCGGGUGUGUGGGAUGUCAGAGUUGCGACGAGUGAGGCACGUUAAGGCUGGACCACGCGGUGCUUGUCCUUGGUUCACUGGGUUUCGAGUGCCAAGGUUUAUAAUCGCGGCACGCAUGCCAACCGCUAGGGCUUUUCGAUGUGCCGAU